AUGGUACCCUGCAGAGACUAUAUUUACUCGUCGACGCAACCAACACGUGGUGAGCACUGCCUUAAAGCAUCCUGGCGGAGUAUCGGAGCCCUCCUUUAUCGCUCACUCGCUCUCUGGCUCUCUUUUUUCUGGUACUCUUCUGCCACUGCCUCCAACCCCUCGAUAGUUGUGGCACUUGAAGCAACACCUCGAACGCAGACCAGGCACUGGCAAUCUCCGUCCGCUUGGCUUGUUUAG
Molecule: messenger RNA, 237 nt
Organism: Protopolystoma xenopodis
Lineage: Eukaryota; Metazoa; Platyhelminthes; Monogenea; Polystomatidea; Polystomatidae
Source: the annotation of a GenBank genome assembly